Molecule: messenger RNA, 983 nt
Organism: Branchiostoma belcheri (Belcher's lancelet)
Lineage: Eukaryota; Metazoa; Chordata; Leptocardii; Amphioxiformes; Branchiostomatidae
Exons: 2
Coding region: 230-913 (227 amino acids)
Source: RefSeq, a predicted model, not a curated record
GGUGCUAUCAACUCUUAUAUUCACACUUUAGGCGAAUGUGAUAAUGUAACAAUUCUAUCUAAGAUAUCGGGUAGACUGUCUUACCUAUAUCAAAGUAGCAUUUCCCAAACCAAGAUGGCUGCCUCCAUGUAGAAAGAAAUAUUUUUUUCGUGCCUUCUUCUUCCAUUUUUAAAAGCCCACAUUCGGCUUACCAUUCUCUGAUUUAAGUCACAGGGGUAAAGUUUUCAAAAUGAGCUCACAGAGAGGAAACGUUGCGCGUACACGCCCGCAAAAACACAAGAAUACAAAGGCUUUCAAAAACAACAUGCACGACCAGAGUCAGAAGACCAAGAAGCUGAACGCCAUGGUGGUGGGAGGGCUGUGCGGUCACUGUAAAUCCGUCAUCGACUGGAAGAUUAAGUACAAGAAGUACAAGCCGCUGUCUCAGCCCAAGAAAUGUGUCAAGUGUGAGCAGAAGACUGUCAAACAGGCCUACACCAUUAUGUGUAUGCCAUGUGCAAGGACUGCCGGUGUCUGUGCAAAGUGUAGUAACAGUGAGGAGGUGGUGACGCCGGCCACCCUGACGCCAGCCGAGGAGGCUGCCAGGGACGCAGAGCUGCAGCAGGAGCUGAAGUUCAUGUCCGAGAGACAGCGCAGGUCCUUCAUGCGCUACGUCGAGAAGGGAGGCGACACGGGCGGAAAAUCCCCAGCAGCGGGGAACACAGAAGACAGUGAAGACGACAGUACUAAUGAUUCAGAAGAUGAAAAGGUUCUUGAUGAGAAUUCAGACGUUGCUUCUCCAGAUGUUCAAGACUCUAAAAGUUCUGAUAAGACUGAAGGAGAGGGAAGUCAGCAGGGCCCUUUGAGGCAUAGGGAGGAUAUGGCAGCAGGUAUCGACAAUGCUGCAGAAAAAUGUGACCAACUUUCUAUAUGAAAGAGCAGAGUACAUUGCUUAUAUUGUAGGAAUGUCAGUCUUCUCCAUCUAUAAUGUCUGUGUUACUCUG